UCCUUUUUUUUUUUCAGUAAAAAUUGUGAAACCUUGCUUAUAUCAGCUUUCCAGCUCUUUGAGCAAAUCAGCUUCAUCAAAUUGUCAAAAUCUUCUUCUUUUGGAUUACAUUAAUAUAAAAUUUAUGGGAAUUGUAAAGGGUUUUGGAUAGCGGUUGCCACUCUUUCGGUUCCACUCUUUGUAGAUUUGGUGUUGGUGGUAGGCCUCACCUUCUCUUGUCUUUAAAUAAAAAUCCUAACUUCUCAUCAGCUACCAUAGAUUAAAAAAAUAAAAUCCAAUCUUUCUACAUGGGCUGUUCUCGGUUCUUCUGAUAUGCACAGGUUCUUGCCGGUGAUGGUUUUUGAAUAAGCUCCAUUUCAAGAACUCGUUUUUUUAAGCAGUGGAAAGAGUACUUUUGUAGAUUUUUUCAAGGAUGGGAGAAGAAAAGCCUGAAGUUCUUGAUGCUGUGUUGAAGGAAACUGUUGAUUUGGAGAAUAUCCCCAUUGAUGAAGUGUUUGAGAAUCUGAGAUGCACAAGGGAGGGUCUUUCAACUGCAGCUGCUCAAGAGAGAUUAACCAUUUUUGGGCACAACAAGCUCGAGGAGAAAAAAGAGAGCAAAUUCUUGAAGUUCUUGGGGUUUAUGUGGAACCCUCUUUCAUGGGUUAUGGAAGCUGCUGCUAUUAUGGCGAUUGCCCUUGCAAACGGAGGAGGAAAGCCUCCAGAUUGGCAAGACUUUGUGGGCAUUAUCACCUUGCUUUUUAUAAACUCGACGAUUAGUUUUAUCGAAGAGAAUAAUGCCGGCAAUGCAGCGGCUGCUCUCAUGGCCCGUCUAGCCCCAAAAGCCAAGGUUCUUAGAGAUGGAAGGUGGAGUGAAGAAGAGGCUUCUAUUUUGGUGCCUGGGGACAUAAUUAGCAUUAAGCUUGGCGAUAUACUUCCUGCCGAUGCUCGUCUUCUCGAAGGUGACCCACUGAAAAUCGAUCAGUCUGCUUUGACGGGCGAGUCUCUUCCUGUAACAAAAGGACCGGGAGAUGGUGUCUAUUCGGGCUCGACAUGCAAACAAGGCGAAAUCGAGGCUGUAGUUAUUGCCACAGGAGUCCACACAUUCUUCGGCAAGGCUGCUCAUCUUGUCGAUUCUACUAAUCAAGUUGGGCAUUUCCAAAAGGUUUUGACUGCGAUUGGAAACUUCUGCAUAUGCUCGAUUGCGGUGGGUAUGGUGAUAGAGAUAAUCGUGAUGUAUCCUAUUCAACAUAGGGAAUAUCGGCCAGGGAUCGAUAAUCUUCUUGUUCUUCUCAUUGGUGGAAUUCCGAUUGCUAUGCCUACUGUGCUUUCGGUUACAAUGGCCAUUGGCUCUCAUCGUUUGGCCCAACAGGGUGCUAUUACGAAGAGAAUGACGGCUAUAGAAGAAAUGGCAGGCAUGGAUGUGCUUUGUAGUGAUAAGACGGGGACUUUGACAUUGAACAAACUCACUGUUGAUAAGAAUCUCAUUGAGGUUUUCGCAAAAGAUGUUGAUGCAGAUACUGUAGUUCUGAUGGCAGCUCGAGCCUCCCGAACAGAAAACCAAGAUGCAAUAGACGGUGCUAUAGUUGGAAUGCUGGCUGAUCCAAAGGAGGCACGUGCUGGAAUUCGUGAAGUACACUUUCUUCCCUUUAACCCGACCGACAAACGAACGGCUUUGACUUACAUUGAUGGUGAAGGGAAAAUGCACAGAGUUAGUAAAGGCGCACCAGAACAGUUUGCCGAACGAGGUUUGAGAUCACUCGCCGUGGCAUAUCAGGAAGUUCCGGAAGGAACAAAAGAUAGUCCCGGAGGCCCGUGGCAAUUCAUUGGUCUCAUGCCUUUAUUCGAUCCACCGAGGCAUGACAGUGCUGAAACUAUAAGGAGAGCACUAAAUCUUGGAGUAAAUGUGAAAAUGAUAACCGGGGACCAGCUGGCAAUAGGAAAGGAAACUGGCCGGAGGUUAGGGAUGGGGACAAAUAUGUACCCUUCUUCAGCUUUGCUUGGUCAGAAUAAGGAUGAAUCGAUUGCUGCUCUACCGAUUGACGAGCUUAUCGAGAAAGCCGAUGGNACAUAUAAGGCCGAUAUUGGAAUUGCCGUUGCUGAUGCCACUGAUGCCGCUCGUAGUGCUUCGGAUAUCGUCCUUACAGAACCUGGCUUGAGCGUUAUUAUAAGCGCCGUUUUAACUAGUCGAGCCAUAUUCCAACGCAUGAAGAAUUACACGCUCGGUUUCAUGUUGUUGGCUCUAAUAUGGGAGUUUGACUUUCCGCCUUUUAUGGUGCUGAUCAUUGCUAUACUGAAUGAUGGCACCAUCAUGACUAUAUCGAAAGAUCGAGUGAAGCCUUCUCCUCUGCCGGAUAGUUGGAAGCUUGCCGAGAUUUUCGCGACCGGAAUUAUUUUGGGCGGUUAUUUGGCGAUGAUGACAGUCAUAUUCUUUUGGGCCGCAUACAAAACCGAUUUUUUUCCCAAAGUGUUUGGGGUAUCGACACUCGAGAAAACCGCACACGACGACUUUAGAAAGCUUGCCUCGGCUAUAUAUCUUCAAGUGAGCACUAUAAGUCAGGCUCUUAUAUUCGUCACGAGAUCCCGAAGCUGGUCCUAUGUCGAGCGUCCCGGUUUGUUGCUUGUGGCCGCAUUUUUGAUUGCCCAGCUGUUUGUUCUUCGGCCAUAUCGUGGCUGGUUUUCAGAACCCGUGCACGAUUUGCAACAAACUGAAUAUUGUGAUAUUAUUUCCAAAAGUGAAAAGGUUGCUACUUUGAUUGCGGUGUAUGCAAAUUGGAGCUUUGCAGCCAUUGAAGGAAUCGGUUGGGGUUGGGCCGGUGUGAUUUGGCUUUACAAUAUCAUUUUCUAUAUCCCACUCGAUAUUAUCAAGUUCUUAACCCGUUAUGCUCUUAGUGGGAGGGCAUGGGAUCUUGUACUCGAGCAAAGGAUUGCUUUCACAAGAAAGAAAGAUUUCGGAAAAGAGCAACGUGAGCUUCAAUGGGCACAUGCGCAAAGGACUUUACAUGGAUUGCAAGUACCCGAUACCAAAUUAUUUAACGAGACUACGAAUUUCUCGGAACUUAAUCAGCUAGCCGAGGAAGCAAAAAGAAGAGCUGAAGUUGCUAGGUUAAGGGAAUUGCACACAUUGAAAGGUCACGUGGAGUCGGUUGUGAGAUUGAAGGGUCUCGAUAUAGAAACAAUUCAGCAAUCGUACACAGUUUGACCGGGAUUUUAUAAACUACAAAGGUACCGUUAUAUUAUCAACUCUUGAGUUACACGAGUUUUUAUCUAUAUUUGGCGAGCCAGCAAGUUCGUAAUCGAAACUUAGUACUGUUUGGCAUCUGCAGAAAGUGUAUUUCCACUUCACUUCGUGACAUGAAAUAAGCUAAGAUUUUUGGACUUGGGUUCGACAUUUUCAUUUUUCCCUGAUUAAUGUAAAUUGGUAAUUGACAAUUUCAGGCUGCAUGCAUGCUAGUUGAGAUGUUGAAAAAUUUGAUUUCAUAUAGGUAAAAUGGAACAAUCUACAAAAAGGUAGCUAAUUAGUGUUUUGUUUAUUAACUAAACUGCUUUAGUGUAAGGUAGUUAAGCAUUGAUCGACUUUUGUG
Striga asiatica is the source of this 3560-nucleotide messenger RNA. NCBI's taxonomy places the organism in Eukaryota, Viridiplantae, Streptophyta, Magnoliopsida, Lamiales, Orobanchaceae. The record is from the annotation of a GenBank genome assembly.